AUGAUCAUGAUGCAAUCUCCGCCGCGCGGCAGUUUCACCGCAUAUGUUAUUGGCAAAGACUUUAAGUAUUUUAAUCAAGUAAAAUUAAAAGGUAUGAACGAAUCAGAAAAUGCAAAACUUAGCAAAAACGUAACUCAAGUACUUCACACAAAAAUCACUCAACACAGUUAUAAAUUAUUAGAGAGGGAGAUAGAUGAAAUCAACAAAUUAAAGCUGAUUAGCUGCGACGAUGAUGAUGAUGGCAAAUCAUUUGAAAAAAAAAAAAGAAUUGAUAUGCCAACGAGGCUAUUAAAGUGA
Molecule: messenger RNA, 297 nt
Organism: Clunio marinus
Lineage: Eukaryota; Metazoa; Arthropoda; Insecta; Diptera; Chironomidae
Source: the annotation of a GenBank genome assembly